Molecule: messenger RNA, 923 nt
Organism: Hermetia illucens (black soldier fly)
Lineage: Eukaryota; Metazoa; Arthropoda; Insecta; Diptera; Stratiomyidae
Product: trypsin beta-like
Exons: 1
Coding region: 21-812 (263 amino acids)
Biological process (GO): proteolysis
Molecular function (GO): serine-type endopeptidase activity
Source: RefSeq, a predicted model, not a curated record
GUACAAGCGCUCUAUUCGCCAUGUACAAAGUGUUGAUUCCAUUUCUCUUGGCUGUGUCCACUAUCUUUGGAGCCAGCAUCGGCCCAAAGGGAUUAAUUCCCAGGCUAGAUGGAAAGAUAGUCGGUGGCGUAGCAACAACUAUAAAGGACUAUCCUCAUCAAAUCAGUUUAAGAUACUACGGUAGCCAUCGUUGCGGAGGAUCUAUAUUCAAGGCCGACGUUAUCAUAACUGCUUGUCACUGCACAAUCGGCAUAGCUGCGAGUAAUCUUAACAUCAAUGCUGGAACAACGUACCGAACUGUCAAUGGUCCUGUCUCACAUUCUAUCAAGAAGAUUAUUGAACACGAGGACUAUGACGGCUGGACAUACGUUAACGAUAUUUCCAUUAUGUUCCUUGAAGAGGAACUGUCAUUCACGGAUGAAAUCCAACCUAUCCCAUUGGCGAAUGCUGGAGAACAAUUGAAAGCAGGAACUAUGGUACGCGUUACGGGCUGGGGUACCCUUCAGUCUGGAGGAAUGGCUCCAGAUGAAUUGCAAGUUGUCUAUGUGAGCACGGUUGGAAGGGAGGAGUGCGAAAAGGCUUAUGAAGAAAUGAAUGAAAUCGAUGAUUCGAUGUUAUGUGCUGGUGAACAGUUUGGAGGCAAGGACUCAUGCCAAGGUGACUCCGGUGGACCACUCAUUUGUAAUGGCAAGCAGUACGGUAUUGUGUCAUGGGGCUACGGAUGUGCUUUCCCAGAUUAUCCCGGAGUAUAUUCUAAUAUUGCUUAUCUCAGGCCUUGGAUUGAUCUGAAAGUAAAGAUUUCUUUGACUUAGAAAUUAGAAUGCUAGUGUAAGAGUGAAAGGUGCUAUAUCUAAUGCAUAUUGUUAUUAAUUUUCGUUGAAGUGAAGUUUGUGAGAAUAGAAAUAAAAUAAAAAAAAUGCCUC